CAAAGGCGCUAGAGCGAGAAUCCCCACAUACGGUUUGCUUUCUUCUUCUUCCCCAGGUCUGUGCUCUGUAGAUCUCCAAAAAAAUCGUCCAUUCUCUUGUCGAUUUGCUCAUCCUUCUCCGAUUCUUUAAUCUUGUCCUCUCUUAGGCAUUGAGGCCGCUUACUUGCGACCUCUUACCUCCUUGCUAUAAUAUAUCCUCCUCGUCGUCCUGCUCCGCUCCAAGUUUGAAGCGAUGGGAUCGAUUGCUCGAAUCGUUCGAUCGAUCGGCCGCCAUCUGCUUCAGCCAUCGUCAACUUGGCAGAUCCAUGAAAUCCCUUGGCUGCAGACUGCACAGAGAGACUCAAAUCUCUUAUGCCGCCGCCGCCGCCGCCUCACCGCCCACCCGGUCGCCGCCGCCGCAGCCCUAGUCGGUGCCUCGGUGGUAGCAUCGGCAGCCAAAUGGGCCGUCUGGUUGUAUAUCAGACUGGGCCUACUUUGUGGCUUGGCUUAGCCCGGCCCAUUUGAGGUACCUAGCCGUGGGCGGGUAUGAGUAUCUGGCCAGCCCAAAUGUUUUUUCUCUUCUUCUUCCCGUGCUCGGCUUCCUCCCAAAUCCUUCCUCUCCCCGCCUCCCGCGCGCGUGGCCUGCUCCUCCGCUUCCCUGCAUCUUCUCCGACCAGGCGUCCACCAUUGUUGCUGCCUCCUCCCCGUUCGCGGAGAUCCAAAUCCUUCCUCUCCCCGCCUCCCGCGCGUGUGGCCUGCCCCUCCGCUCCCUGCAUUCUCCGACCAGGUGUCCCAGUUCACCGAUAUGGAGGGGAGCGAUUCUGUUACCUCUCCAGAUUUGGAGCUGGUGGCCGGGCCUCUGGAUUUGGGUACGAUAUUUGAUGUCGAUAUGGAGGACUUUGUCCAUGGCCGACGCACCCUGUUUGCCGUAUGCGCUUAUGCUCUCCUGAAAGCAAUCCCUGGUCUCAGAGCUCUCGUAGAUGACAUUCCUCAUCAUAGUUAUGAUGUUGGACAUGUUGGAGGAAAUCUGUGCUUGAGAUGUAAUAUGAAGGAAUUGAAUAAAUAUAUUCUGAUGGACUAUUUGGAAAUACAACGCAUCACAAACUCCCUGUUUAUUUUCAGAAACUGGGAGCCAAAAACAGUGACGGUGAAUGUACAAGCUCUUAUGGAUGAGCUUCUAUCUGAGAUUGACUAUUGGUGCUUAGAGAAGGAUUAUGAGAAUUCAAUGAAUAUGGUUUUGAUGCAAGUCAGCUUCACACAACAAACAAAUGAUCUUCUUCUUUUUGAGUCCUCCACAAAGUGGGGAUGCUACAACUGUGCUGUACAUUUCACCCGCAUGGAAUGUAGCAAAUCUAUUUAUAUGGAUGGCCGUUCUGUCUCCGAGUUUGAAGAGGAGUGUUACCUGGACUGUCAUGAGUGCAAGAUCGCUGUAGGAUACAAGCGUAUGAAAGUGUGCAAAUUACCACAGGUUCUAAACUUCUAUGAAGUUUCAGGCCUCCUGCCUGAGUUGAGAAUCUUAAAUCAGGACUAUGGGCUUACGUGCGUAAUGCCAGAAAGAAACAAGGCUUGUCUCUAUUGCCUAUUAGAGCCAACAAAUUGGACACAUGUAGAAGCCGCUGGGUUCAAUGCCCGUCUGUGUCCACUAGGCCCUGCAUUACCACCGCAGAUCCAGGGCAAAUGCGCAAUUGCAAUGUACCAAAGGAUUUGAUGCGAGAGGCUACUGAUAAAUAACUAACGGGGUUGGAUUUGUGGAGCUGGGAACAACCUCAAGAGCAGAAUUUGAAUCGAGCGAUCAGUAGACCUGUCAAGCCGUACAAGAUCUCUGAUGAUGAAUUAGUUCUCGGUUGCUGUUGUUUCCCCAGUUUGCUUGUAGAAAAAUAGUAAACCUGGUGCUCUUUUCUUGUAGCUUGACUUGGUAGGUGUAGUUUUCUGCUGAUUAGAAGCCGUGAUGAUGCAGUGACACAACUGUGAGCUCCUCUUGUAAUGUGAUUUGGGGUUGAAACUGUUCACACAAAAAAGAAAGCAUUAUUGGCUGAAAAUUGCCCUUGGUGUUGCUUAUAGAUGUUCAAAGAUAGAGUUUACUAGCUGUGGUCGCUUUUGAGCUGUGUGACCUGCUGUAAUGUGCCUUGUAGUGCUUUCUAUAAGAGCUGGGCCUAGGCCUUGUUAGUGAUUUUGAUCUUAAAAGAUCAGAUAGAGUAUGUCUGUAUAUGUAAAACUGUUGGUACAAAAUGUAGCCUUACAUACUGCAAGUAUAAAAUGUAUUGUCGUACAUA
Molecule: messenger RNA, 2252 nt
Organism: Oryza sativa Japonica Group (Japanese rice)
Lineage: Eukaryota; Viridiplantae; Streptophyta; Magnoliopsida; Poales; Poaceae
Source: RefSeq, a predicted model, not a curated record